UUGGCACAGUCCCAGCCCGUGGCCUGCAAGCACGGAAUUCUCAGGAAACAGUACCGGCUCUCCUGAGUAUGUGAAAUCCAUGAUGCGCACGUACUCGAGUCCGACGACCGAAAAGGCUUCUCGAAUCAGGUUGGAAAGCGGCGGAACGGGUUGAUGGACCCCGGCGUCGUGCGCUGGCAUGCUUGCCGACGCGGACGCGAUGGGCUGUCCGAGACGGUUAGCUGAGGCGGAGGUAAGUGAGCGCAGCAUGGCCGCAAGGGUGGAUACGCAAGAUGCGCAGUGCGGGAAGUCGGGCUCGGUUGAGACUUUGAUCAUGAGAGCUCGCCAGGUCUGGUCGCCUUCGAUGCGUGCAAGCGGGAUGUUCGAGCCGUUCGUGAAGGACGCGGCAGCGACACUGAGGGCGAGAAGUGCUGUCAGAUGAUGCGCAACGAUGCUCGAGAAGUCAUGUACUUACCCAUGCG
Zymoseptoria tritici IPO323 is the source of this 461-nucleotide messenger RNA. RefSeq lists its product as uncharacterized. The transcript has a single exon. The record is from RefSeq and is a predicted model, not a curated record. Bases 179 to 421 code for a protein of 80 amino acids. Lineage: Eukaryota; Fungi; Ascomycota; Dothideomycetes; Mycosphaerellales; Mycosphaerellaceae.